CUUUGCUUGCGGCUAGGGUGAUGUUUGUGUACUGACUUUGUCGGUUGAGAAAGUAACUAAUUUAUAAAACGUAACCAUUAAAUUGUUCGGGGAAAUGGAUCCCUUGCCUGCAACAUUUUUUGGCAAACUUGACAAAAAGAACCCUGUCAUUUCGUCCUUUAACGUCGAGAUAAAGGAGUUUAUGUUGUACAUGAGGCGGAUCACCAAUUCACCCAGAGUCGACUACCGCUCUUAUGCAAAAGGGUCAAAAAAGCUUUUUGAAAUAUGGAACAAGUAUAAAGUCCGUCUUCCUGCAUAUUACUACGAAAAGCAGUUGUUGCAAAUUGCUGAUUUUCUCUCUGAAAUUAAGCUGUACAGACUGGCGCUUUGGCAGGGCUAUGGCCGUUUCCUACACGAGUGCUGCGCUUUUAGCAUGGAGGACAUCAGAGAUGUGGACCAGUUCGUGAGCACUUUCUUCCCAGAAGGCUUUGAGACCGAGAAGGCAGGGCUCGUGUUCCGUGCCCUGCAGGGUCAUUGCUCGUGUGCCUUCCAACUGGAGAGGGAGCAGGAGGGAUGGUGUGGCCCGGGCGAGCCUCUGAAGCUGCGGCACAUCCUGACUUUCCUGCAGACGUUCAUGGAGGCUGUGCUGCCUCAUGACAGCCUUUGCUGGCUGCUCUACAACGGUACACCCACGCACCGAGACCUCUUACAGCACAGCUUGUAUAGCCGAGAGCAUACUGACACAAGAAGGAUCAUUGCAUAUUUACAACAUCUGCAGGAACCUGAUGUCCAUGAGUCACACAGAACAGGUAAAAACCUGUCACUAAAAUAAUAACAAGGGAAAAAGGCAGACUAACACUGCACACGGAAGGAGGGAAAAAGGCAGACUGACACUGCACACGGAAGAAGGGAAAAAGGCAGACUAACACUGCACACGGAAGGAGGGAAAAAGGCAGACUGACACUGCACACGGAAGAAGGGAAAAAGGCAGACUAACACUG
Paramormyrops kingsleyae is the source of this 980-nucleotide messenger RNA. NCBI's taxonomy places the organism in Eukaryota, Metazoa, Chordata, Actinopteri, Osteoglossiformes, Mormyridae. The record is from RefSeq and is a predicted model, not a curated record.